Messenger RNA from Penicillium manginii, 1671 nucleotides. Its product is annotated as PH domain protein. The record is from RefSeq and is a predicted model, not a curated record. The transcript is spliced from 4 exons. Bases 1 to 1671 code for a protein of 556 amino acids. NCBI's taxonomy places the organism in Eukaryota, Fungi, Ascomycota, Eurotiomycetes, Eurotiales, Aspergillaceae.
AUGUCGACCCCGGUUAGCCCCGUUGAGCACAAGCUCCCCCAGCGGUCGGGGACUGUCUCCAGCAGCUUCACCCGUCGCACCUCUAUGAGUGACGAUGAGGCCAUCCCCGAUACCGAUAGUAGCCAGGUUAGUCAGGGCCAUUCCUAUGCAUUCCGGUUCCGCGCGGACCCGCCAUACAACCCCCCCCCCGCGACUACCAACCUCCUAAUCGAACGCCUACGAGCGUGGAAGCAUGUGUGCGGAAACCUGGAGGACUAUUUGAACGUCACUUCUAAGAUCUCCAAGUCCCAGUCGAAGGAUCACGAGAAAAUCCUCAAGGUCGGUGGCCGCACGGUUAAUGAUCCAUUGAAAGAGGCACACCACUUCAGCUCCAGUGCUGGUGGUGUAGCAGGCUUGGUCGAGAAUAUUCGCAACAAUUCUCAGGGAAUGGUCAACAUGUACCUCGAUACCGAGAAGAACCUCAAGGGCAGCGUUCUCCCCACCCUCGAACGUCUGCACAAAGAGAUUAAGAAUAAAUCCAAGGAAUUGAAGUCAGGAGCGGCCAAGGGUGCCAAAGCCGUUGAAAAGGCCCGCCAACUGACCCAAAAGCACAUCGAGCUGCUGGGCCAGAACUCUGCCACCCACGAUUCCUCGUUCGGCAACAAGAUCGAGACCGCGCACGACCCCUACAUCCUCAAGCGCGGUAUUAAUCACCGUCUAAACAAACAAAUUAUCGAGGAGAACAAUCACCGAAAUGAUAUUCUCGCCGUGCAGAACUCAUUCCAGUCAUUCGAGGCCCAUGUGCUGCAGACCUUGCAAGGCGCCUUGGAGCAGUUCUUCCAGAUUAUGGGCGCGCAGCUCGAUCGCCAACGAGCAAUGUAUGGCGAGAUUCUGGCCACCGCGCAACGCAUCCCGCCUGACUUUGAGUGGGUCAACUUUGUCGUUCGCAACGACUCGACGCUGGUUAACCCGGACUCGCCUCCCCGCACAUUCGAGAGUGUCACCUUCCCCAACAUGGAUCACAAAUCUACGCAGCCUCUCCUAGAAGGUUCUCUCGAGCGUCGUUCCCGUGCUGUCAUCAAGGGUUACAGCACCGGCUACUACGUUGUCACGCCAGCUCGUUACCUGCAUGAGUUCAAGGACAAUGACGACUUCCGCCAGGAUCCUACUCCUCAGCUGUCUCUAUACUUGCCCGACUCCAUUGUUGGUGCCAUUGAUGGUGUGAAAUUCAACGUCAAGGGUAAGGAUGUGUCCAGCGGUAAGGUUGGCAAUGCAUUCCACACCACCACCGACCUUAGCUUCAAGGCACACUCGGCCGCUGAUGCCGAGAAGUGGUGGUCCGUUAUCAAGGAUUCCACUCGUAGCCCUGUCCCUACCGCUGGAUCUCUUGCAUCGCCCACCGCAACUUCGCCAACCGCAGCUUCGCCAACUGCUGCUGCUGCUGCUGCACCCACCAGCCCAUCUGCUGCUGUUAGCCCCUCCGGUAGCGCCACCCAGAACCAGCCCCCGGUAUACGCCGAGAAGGAUAAGGAAACUGCCAGCAGCCCGGCUUCGACGACCCCUGCCUCCCCCGCCAUCGAUGCCAAGGAGAAGGCCCCCACCCCCGGUAUCAGCCGGACUGCCAGCACUGCCAGUCACUUCCACACUUCUCCCGGAGGAUCUGCAGUGGCAGGAAGCUCCGAGAAGUCAUGA